ACCUCCAUCUUUUUCGGUUCCUUGUGGCCCACCGUGCACCCUCGCCGAAACCUCCGUACAGUCCACUCUCUCCAGUUCAGCCUGUUAAAAUGGCAAAACCAAGAGUCUUCUUCGAUAUCACUGCUGACGGUACACCCAUGGGCCGGGUGGUGAUGGAGCUCCGUGACGACGUGGUGCCCAAAACUGCUGAAAACUUCCGUGCCCUCUGCACUGGUGAGAAGGGCUUCGGCUACAAGGGCUCCAGCUUCCAUCGCAUCAUCCCAGAAUUCAUGUGCCAGGGCGGUGACUUCACUAACCACAAUGGAACUGGUGGCAAGUCAAUCUACGGCAACAAGUUUGCUGAUGAGAACUUCACCCUGAAGCACCUUGACGCGGGCACCCUGUCCAUGGCUAAUGCUGGCCCAAACACCAACGGCUCCCAGUUCUUUAUCUGCACAGCUAAAACGUCAUGGCUUGAUGGAAAGCACGUGGUGUUCGGGAAAGUGAUUGAGGGGAUGGGUGUGGUAAAGAAAAUGGAGGCACAAGGCAGCCACAGCGGCAAAACCUCAAAGAAGAUCGUCAUUGCAGACUGUGGGCAGCUCUGAGCUCCAGCACGUAACCCUCUCUGCUUGCCACACCCCUGUAGGCCCCAGACCCCCCCCCCCCCCCUGCCAUUCAACAUUCCUAUUGAUGGAGAUUCAACCGACCCCUUGCCGUCCCCUUUUUUAUUCUGUUGAAAUCAUGUUGCUGCAUUUGUGACUUUGCCUUUUUGAAGUUUCUUUUGCAUUAACGUUUUUUUCCACAAAGUCCCAACGGUUUUUUUGUUAAGUCAAAAAAAUGAAUAAAAAAAAUAAAACUGAAAGUUG
Messenger RNA from Perca fluviatilis (European perch), 845 nucleotides. It is a transcript of the gene ppiaa, whose product is annotated as peptidylprolyl isomerase Aa (cyclophilin A). Gene Ontology annotation, biological process: protein folding; protein peptidyl-prolyl isomerization. The record is from RefSeq and is a predicted model, not a curated record. The transcript has 4 exons. Gene Ontology annotation, cellular component: intracellular membrane-bounded organelle. Bases 90 to 584 code for a protein of 164 amino acids. Gene Ontology annotation, molecular function: peptidyl-prolyl cis-trans isomerase activity. Lineage: Eukaryota; Metazoa; Chordata; Actinopteri; Perciformes; Percidae.